Messenger RNA from Olea europaea var. sylvestris, 4403 nucleotides. RefSeq names its product BAG family molecular chaperone regulator 6. NCBI's taxonomy places the organism in Eukaryota, Viridiplantae, Streptophyta, Magnoliopsida, Lamiales, Oleaceae. The record is from RefSeq and is a predicted model, not a curated record. Gene Ontology annotation, cellular component: plasmodesma. Gene Ontology annotation, biological process: protein folding. The transcript is spliced from 3 exons. Gene Ontology annotation, molecular function: protein-folding chaperone binding.
UUCAUUACUCCCGUCUGAUAAUAUCUCCUAUAUAUAUAAAACAAAAUGCCUAGGCAUUUGAAUCUUGUCAGAUAAUAAAUUGCUGAUUACUUACCAGAGAGAGCUCUCCUUUAAAAUUCAUUCGUUACGGGUCGGUGAUAGUUUUGCUCCGAUAACUCAGUCAUUUGGAUUUGCGGACCGUUUGGAAGGACAUUACCGUUUUCAAUUUCUUCGAAUUGUGAUUUGUUGAUUUCCAUUCAACCUACGCACUUGGGUUGUUUGGUGUCGAAAGUUAUCCACAUACUACGAAUCUAGUUCGCUUUUCUUGAAUUGAGGAUAUAUAUGGAUCCUGUCUUCAGAUGCAUGCAGCCAUAUCCCUACCAGAGGGGUCAAGUAUAUUACAGACCCUGUUACUACCCAAAUGCUGAAUCUGUCUCGACUCCAAUGUAUGCUGAUCCGGCUCCAUUUCCAAUGAAUUACGAAUGUUGCCCUUGGGGUGGUAACUAUGGCUAUUCCUACCCGGUACACGGCCAUGGCUGUUGUAACCCUAACCAUUUCCUGGGAAACUAUGGUUGGAGACCUCCUUAUUCUCAUGUUCCACCAGUUCACUGUCAUGGAAAUCAAGCAACGCAUACAAUUCCGUAUAUUCCUGUCCCCGAUUAUUCUAUUGGGCAUCCUCGGUAUGAGUAUGAAAAGAAUAUGCCAAGAGAUCAUCAUUGUUGUGGAUGUCCUAACCAUCAGUGUAGCAAGAAAGAAGAGAAAAAUGUAAGGAUUGAAGAAGAGGAUCCUGACAGGGAAAGGAAAAGCAAUGAAUCCUUGGUUCCUCUUCAUUUAAAGAAUUAUCAACACCCAAUUAUUUGGUUUCCGUCUGAAUAUGGAAAUAAUGAGGAACACAGGAAGUCGAUAGAGUCGGAAUGCACAGAUCGAAAGGAGGAUUUCCAUGACAAUCCAAAACCUAUUGAACAGAAACCGGCUGUCUGGAAUGGAUGGUUACCAAAUGACGUGAACAACUUGGGAUCAUUAAAGCAAAGAGAAGAUCUGGUAAGAAACCAGGAUCAACAAGAUGAUAGUAAGGGCCACUUUCCAUUCCCAAUAUUCUGGAUGCCCUACAAGCCUAAGGAGAUGGAAAAGAAAGAAGGUGAGGUGAACAAUGUUCGUUCAGAACUAAGCAUGGAACCCAUCAAGCUUCCUGACAGUGGAGACAACUUAAAAGUGAAUGGGGAACAGGCUAAUCACAGUGCUUCUUCCAGGACGAAGGAUAUUGUUGUGAAGCAAGUUGAACAGUUGCAUGAAAAGGAGAAUUUAGGCAAUGACAAGGCAAAAGAAAACAAUGCUUCCGUGAAAGUCCCCCAUGCAUCUUCAAGGACGAAGGAUAUUCCUGUGAAGCAAGUUGAACAGCUGCAUGAGAAGGAGAAUUCAGGUAAGCACAAGGCUAAAGAAAACAAUGCUUCAUUGAAAGAUUUUAUUGACAAUGGAGACGAGAAAUGUGCUGAAAGAAGUGCUCAAAGGAAGUCUACUUCUCCUCCUAAAGCAUCCCUGCCUCCUGUUUGUCUGAGAGUUGACCCGUUGCCAAGGAGAAAAAACACUAAUGGAAGCUCAAGAUCUCCUAGCCCUCCUGGUGACAAAGGGAAGUUGAAUCAGUCGUCUAAUAAAGUAAGCAUUGUCCCAAGUUCGACAGAUAUUGUGAAGUCAAAUGUGAUUAGUGACAAUGAGGCCAAGAACAAGACGGCCAACAAAAAGCCUACUGAGGUUCUGGAAGGGAAAACUGAGCUGGGAGAUGUGGAUGUGAAUACAACUCAUACUUCUGAAAAGGAGGAUAUUCAGGCAAACCUAACUGAUGAAAGAUCCAGAGGGGAAAAAUGCUCUAGGGAAUGCACCAGAGCUGAUAAAGCAGAUGUAAAAGGUCAAUCGCAUGAUACUGGAACUCAGAUACUGGAGGAAGAAGAAUUAUCCAGGGGUAAAGAAGUGAUUGCUAAUGAAGUUGAGGAACUUGGAAGAAAGAAACUGACAGAUUUGGAAGCAGCUAUUGUUAUCCAGUCAGCAUACCGUGGAUUUGCAAUCCGCAGAUGGGAGCCGUUGGAGAAGUUGAAGCAAAUAGCUAAAGUGCGUGAGCAGAUAGCUAUGAUAAAGCUUCUUAUGCAAGAGAUGGAGUCAUCUUCUGAUAGCCAACGUGAUAAUAAGCAAAUACACAUGAUUGGAGAAACGAUAAUGAAUCUGCUGCUUAAACUGGACACAGUUCAGGGUUUGCACCCGAGCAUCAGAGAUAUUAGAAAAUAUGUUGCCAGAGAGCUUGUGUGUCUUCAGGAGAAGCUAGACUCGUUAAUUGAUAAGAAGCCAUCACUUGGUCAUGAUUCAACCAAUGGAGUACAUGAAGGUGCACUUAAGGAGACCAAAAAUGAUGCAUCUAUCCAAGGUGGGCAUAGGGUGGAUGAAACUGGUGUGGAUGGUAUUUUAUCAGAAAAUACCCAUGACGAUGAGACUCGGUUGGGUGGAGACCUAGAGAAAAAAUCUACAGAAAUAUGAGAGAGCUAUGGUGUUGAAAGCAGCGACGCAGGACCUAAACCAGACGUUAAACUAGGAGACGAUCAGGACUCUGAAGCGCAGGAAAGUAAAGAAGAAUCAAUCUUGGUUCCACUGGCUGAAUCUGGACACGGGAUGACAGAUUCUCCAACAAUAGAUGAGGAUACGUCUCCUGUGGCUGGAGUGCUGGAUGAUGAUAUUGAUACUAAAGGAUGCGUGGAGCAUAGACAGAUCAAAUCAGGUGAACACGAAGUUGCGGAAAAUGAGUUAGAUGUAGAGCGAGCAAAUGAGAUAGGAGGAUCAAAGGCAGAGUCAGUCACUACAGAACUUAAGGACAACAAUAGACACUAUCGAAACAAAGAAGACAUUGAAUUGUUUGAGGAGCCUUUACCUAAAUCAAAUGAUAUUCAGGUACAAGCUGAAGAAAAAAUGAGUUUAAUCAAUGAAUUUGUAAAGAUGUACGACAAAACAGAUGAUAAGAUUGGAUCAGAGGAGAUGAUGGUAGACAAGAUCAGAGAUGCUGGGGCUGAAUCUGAUGAAAACAUUUCUCAACCGUCACAGAGUACUGGAGCCAAAAUGAAAGAACCUAAAGCAGCAGAUGAUAAGACUGGAUCAGAGGUGGUGGUGGAAGACAAGCUUGGAGAUGCUGGGGCUGAAUCUGAUGAAAACAUUUCUCAACCGUCACAGAGUACUGGAGCCAAAAUGAUAGAACCUAAAGCAGCAGAUGAUAAGACUGGAUCAGAGGAGGUGGUGGAAGACAAGCUUGGAGAUGCCAUGGCUGAACCUGUUGAAAGCACUUCUCAACCAUCAUGUACCAGGGGACCUAAUAUUAGCAAACAUAGAGGAGGGGAUGAUAAGAUUGGAUCGGAGGAUUGGGUGGAUGCCAAACUUGGAGAUGCUGGAGCUGAUUUAUUGGAGGAGAUCGUGGAAGAAAAGCUAGGAUAUUCUGUGACUGAAUCAGAUGAAUGCGCUUCUCAACUGCCAUAUUACACUGGGUCCAAUAUCAAAGAACCUAAAGGAACGGGGGAUAAGAUUGGGUCAGAAGAGAUAGAGGACGUUAAGCUUGGAGAUGCCGUAGCUGAAUCUUAUGAGUGUACUUCUCGACUACAACUGGAUGCUGUGGAAAAGAUCAAUGAACCUGCAGAGGAUCCCGACGAGUUGAAACAGCAAAUGGAAGAAGAACCUUGCAAAGGAGAGAGCGAAACCAACAAUGCUGUACCUGAAGCCUUUGGAGGUAAUGAUCCGAAGAACUCUUCAACAUGUGAAGAGGUUUUAGAUAUGCCUACAGAGAAGAAAGCAUACCUGGUGCAAGAAUACAACAGGGAGCAAUUUCAGCUAGAGGAGCAUAAUGAAGUGCACGAAUCAGAAUCCUCGGGUGGGAAUGAGGAAACUGCAGCUUCUGAAUGUGACGUUCCAGAUGGGAUGGCAUUCUUACCUGCAGGAGUUACUGAACCAGCAUCUCCCACUGCAAUCCAGGGUUCACAUGAUGUCAGUGACAUGACAGAGAGCAAUAGGAAAUUGAUGGAAGAGAACGAAACUUUGAGAGAGAUGAUGGAGAAAUUGAUCAAAGAAGGUCAAGAACAGUUGACUACCAUUUCUGGUCUCUCUGAAAGAGUCAAGGACUUGGAAAAGAAACUGUUCAAGAGAAAAAAACUGAAGAUGCGUCGCUCCAAAGUACCGUCAUCGGGAUUAUUAUGCAAGAAACCGUCCCACGACUAUUUGAAAGACAGAACUAUGGGAAUUGCAAUUUAAAAAGUUUGAUGGUGGUCUGUAAUUCAAACCUUUUUAUUAUGUGCUGAGAUCGACAUUAUCAUAUUGUCGUUUGUCAUGUAAUAUAAUGUUUGUCGUGUAAUGUACAAGAGCUUCUUCUUCUCUUGUCAAUUUCAUUGCUUUCCUCGUGUUUA